CACGUUUACAUACGGGUAUGUUACAUACCUAUGCAGUAGUAACCACGACCUCCGACGACCGCUCUUGCUCUGCUACCUCCUCAGCCUCGUCUCGAUAUCCUAACGCGCUCUGCUCAUACGCCACGGAACGCUCAUAGGGACCUCCAAUUCCGAUCAUAUUAGCCUCUCUGCCGCCGGCCCACGCUGAUUGCUCGGUUCACGACAAUACGACUCCUCGAACGCCGCUUUUCUAAAUCGGAAACCUGACACCUAUAGUAGGAGCCCCCACGCGAACAAAAGGACACUCCUAGUACUAGAAGGCCACAUACCCAAGCCCGAUCACGAUCGCAAACUUUCACGUCCUCUCAUGACCUCCCCACACCUCAAGGCCGUCAUCUUUGACAUUGGAGGCGUCGUCUGCCAGAGCCCCUUUGUGGCAAUCGCACAAUACGAGCGCGAAAAGGGCCUGCCCCCAAACUAUCUCAACGUGUCCAUUAGCGGACGGGGCUCGGCAGGCGCAUGGCAGAAAUUUGAACGCGGCCAGCUUCCGCUCCUUGAGUUUUACAAGGCUUUUGGCGCCGACUUGUCAGAUACCGUAAGCGGGAACGCAUGGUAUGCAAGUUAUUGCAAACGGAAAGGCAUUUCCUGUCCACCGCUCCCAGUCACGCUGAGUGUGGAUGGCCGUGAGCUCUUUGGUCGCAUGAUGCAUCAGUCAGUCCAGUAUGACAUGCACGUUCUUCGAGCCAUGGAGCGGCUACGCGCAUCCGGGCGGUGGAAGCUGAUUGCUCUCACGAACAACUUCAGCAAGCACAACGUCUCUGCGGAUGGAGUAGAGGCAGCGAUACCAGAGUCAGAGCUCCAAUUCCUGGGCUGGCAUGAUGGUGCUGUCCCGAGCCAUCUGCGUGAUCUAUUUGAUGACUUCUGUGACUCGAGCACCCUUGGCGUUCGGAAACCUGAUCCAGAAAUAUACCUGAUUGCAUGCAAUAGAAAUGGAAUCAAGCCAUCGGAAGCCAUUUUUCUAGAUGACAUAGGAGCCAAUUUAAAGACAGCGAGAAAGCUGGGGAUGGAAACAAUCCAUGUUCCUAUUGGACGCACUCUUCACGCUGUCAAGCAACUCGAAAGCAAACUAGAUAUUGAUCUUACAACCUCGGAUGAUAUACCAAGAGCGAAGCUUUAGCUUGUAGUUUUGAUUACCCAUUCAAGUUUAGAGCAUUGAUAGUGGAUUCGCAAUUCAAAGGGCGUGCCCUAAU
Molecule: messenger RNA, 1229 nt
Organism: Coniophora puteana RWD-64-598 SS2
Lineage: Eukaryota; Fungi; Basidiomycota; Agaricomycetes; Boletales; Coniophoraceae
Product: HAD-like protein
Exons: 9
Coding region: 347-1156 (269 amino acids)
Source: RefSeq, a predicted model, not a curated record